CCAGGCCUGGGCGGUGUCUCCGCGGCACUUCCCGGCGGCCGGCUGCUCUGAUUGGGGGCGCUGGUAGCCGGAGCCGGGGGCGGGCCCUGGCGUCCAGCUGUCGCCGCCCCCCUCCAGUUCCUAGCCGGGGACCCAGCCCCGCGAGCUGGCACUGCGGUUGUGGACAGCGGUCCGGGAGGGUUGCUCCAGAAUGAAAAUGUGGCUCUGGUGUUUGGUGGUCUGUUUGGUCCUUGGGACCCUGCAUUCCGAGGUAUCCAGAGGGAAGCUGGCACCUGUGGAUCCUGAAACAAAUAUGAAUGUGAGUGAAAUUAUCUCUCACUGGGGAUUCCCUAGUGAGGAACACCUAGUUGUGACAGAAGAUGGAUAUAUUCUUUGCCUUAACCGAAUCCCCCACGGGAGGAAGAACCAUUCUGACAGAGGUUCCAAACCAGUUGUGUUCCUGCAGCAUGGCUUGCUGGCGGAUUCCAGUAACUGGGUCACAAACCUGCCCAGCACCAGCCUGGGCUUCAUUCUGGCAGAUGCGGGUUUUGAUGUGUGGAUGGGGAACAGCAGGGGAAACACCUGGUCUCAGAAACACAAGACUCUUUCAGUUUCUCAAGAUGAAUUCUGGGCCUUCAGUUACGAUGAGAUGGCACAUUAUGACCUACCAGCUUCAAUUAACUUCAUUCUGAAUAAAACUGGCCAAGAACAAGUGUAUUAUGUGGGUCAUUCUCAAGGCACCACGAUAGGUUUCAUAGCAUUUUCACGGAUCCCGGAGCUGGCCAAAAAGAUUAAAAUGUUUUUUGCCCUGGCUCCCGUGGCUUCAGCCAAGUUCGCUACUAGCCCUCUAGUUAAAUUAGGACGAUUUCCAGAUGUUCUCAUUAAGGACUUAUUUGGGGUUAAAGAAUUCCUUCCCCAGAGUAUGUUUGUGAAAUGGCUGAGUACACAUGUUUGUACUCAUGUCAUUCUGAAGGAGCUUUGCGGAAAUGUCUUUUUCGUUCUAUGUGGAUUUAAUGAGAGAAAUUUAAAUAUGUCUAGAGUGGCUGUGUAUGCCACACACUCUCCUGCCGGAACUUCUGUGCAAAAUAUGAUACACUGGAGCCAGCUUAUUAAAUUGCAGAAGUUUCAAGCCUUCGACUGGGGAAGUAGUGCCAAGAAUUAUUUUCAUUACAACCAGAGUUACCCUCCCUCUUACAAUGUGAGAGACAUGCUGGUGCGGACCGCUGUCUGGAGCGGGGGUCAGGACUGGCUCGCGGAUGUCAGCGACGUCAAUGUCUUACUGACCCAGAUCUCCAACAUGGUGUACCACAAGCACAUUCCUGAGUGGGAGCAUCUUGACUUCAUCUGGGGCUUGGAUGCCCCGUGGCGGCUCUAUAAUGAAAUGAUAAAUCUAAUGAGGAAGUAUCAGUGAACGCCAGACUGGAGACAUUUACUGUCAAGUCAUGUUAAAUUUGUUUGCUUAAUUUCUCUAAAUAUACUUGUUUUCCUUU
Kogia breviceps (pygmy sperm whale) is the source of this 1469-nucleotide messenger RNA. RefSeq names its product lipase A, lysosomal acid type (gene LIPA). The record is from RefSeq and is a predicted model, not a curated record. Gene Ontology annotation, cellular component: intracellular membrane-bounded organelle. Gene Ontology annotation, biological process: sterol metabolic process. Gene Ontology annotation, molecular function: sterol ester esterase activity. NCBI's taxonomy places the organism in Eukaryota, Metazoa, Chordata, Mammalia, Artiodactyla, Physeteridae.